UACAGAAAAUAGUUGCGAAACACCACGUGAAGAAAUCGGUGUUUGCAUUCCGGUAGUAAAGUGUCCGUCGAUAGUGAAUAUUCUCAAAGGUAGAAAACCGUUGUCGGAUGCUACUUUGAGAUUUCUUCGUCAAUCACAAUGUGGACUAGAAGGAGAAAUGCCGUUUGUAUGCUGUACCGAUUCCGUUAAAAAAGAUAACUUGACAAUAGAAGCGUCAGAAUUAGUUCCAAAUCCACCAGAUGUGUCUAAUCAUCCUAAUUUGAGGUUACUUGACCACGAACUCUGUGGUCCGGUGAAUGAAGCUAAAGUAUACAGAGGUGAAAUUGCAGGUGUAUUUGAUCACCCAUGGAUGGCGCUGCUAAUUUAUCUUCACCAGGGAAAGAAGAAAUUUGGGUGCGGUGGGACAGUUAUCAACAAAAGGUAUAUUUUGACAGCAGCUCAUUGUAUCAAGGAUUUACCGUCAGGUCGAACUCUAAUCGGAGUACGAGUCGGAGAGCAUGACUGGAGUACGAAACGUGACUGUGACGUCGAUAAAGAUGGCCUGGAAAUCAUGUGUUCCGACGAUUCAUAUCAAGAUUUUCUUGUGCAGAGCACAAAAUUCCACCCUGACUUCAAGCUAUCAACGCUGCGGAAUGACGUAGGACUGAUACGUCUGCAGAAAAAUAUAGACUUUCUGCCAAUAAAUACCAAGCCUAUUUGUUUGCCAAUUGAACAAAAUCAGAAGAUGGAUUACAAAUCUUUAACAGUGACCGGCUGGGGCGCCACUGAGUUUGAUAUUCUUAGUAAGAAACUUUUAAGGGUUGCCGUACAGCCUCUUCCUAUUAAAAAAUGUACCGAAGCCUUAGGACCCAGUAGUACUAUUAUUUGGUACAAAGAGAUAUGCGCUAUCGGUAUAAGCCGCGGAGAUUCAGCUUCUGGCGACAGUGGUGGUCCGCUUUUAUCAACAGGUCGAUAUUAUAAUGAUACACGAGUUAUUCAGCAUGGCAUUAUUAGUUAUGGAAUGAAUAACUAUGGAAUUUAUACAAGUGUAUCGUAUUAUUUAGACUGGAUACUGGAUAAUUUAGAUAAAUAAUUAAA
Cotesia glomerata is the source of this 1077-nucleotide messenger RNA. RefSeq names its product serine protease easter-like. Bases 158 to 1072 code for a protein of 304 amino acids. The transcript has 2 exons. Gene Ontology annotation, biological process: proteolysis. Lineage: Eukaryota; Metazoa; Arthropoda; Insecta; Hymenoptera; Braconidae. Gene Ontology annotation, molecular function: serine-type endopeptidase activity. The record is from RefSeq and is a predicted model, not a curated record.